AUGAGAGCCGCCGUGAUCGUUCUAUUGGCAUUGGUUGCCAUUGUUGCAGCCCAAAAUGAUGGACUCAACAAUCCCGAAGGAUUUGUAAUUGAUCAAGCUUUCUACAGGCCAAGCAACCCUCCUAAUGGAGGAUAUGAGCCAAUAGACCGUGAACCGGCUUACGUCGACUUUGGAAACCAAAACAGACCCUACCCUGGAAAGCAAUACAACUCGCCCGACUUACGCGGGGGAAAA
Iphiclides podalirius (scarce swallowtail) is the source of this 234-nucleotide messenger RNA. NCBI's taxonomy places the organism in Eukaryota, Metazoa, Arthropoda, Insecta, Lepidoptera, Papilionidae. The record is from the annotation of a GenBank genome assembly.